Paramecium pentaurelia is the source of this 543-nucleotide messenger RNA. NCBI's taxonomy places the organism in Eukaryota, Ciliophora, Oligohymenophorea, Peniculida, Parameciidae. The record is from the annotation of a GenBank genome assembly.
AUGUGCGAAAAUAAAUUUAAUGCCGUAUUUAGGCGUGAGCACCAUUGCAGAAGUUGUGGAUAUAUUUUUUGUUAAGACUAAAUAGACUUAAUCAUGAUGUUGUUCAAACCACCUUGUUGAUGGCCUUCUAAAGAAGGUGAGAAAAAAAUUCGAUUUUGCAGGCGUUGUUAUGAUAAAAUUAGUUAAUUGAUAGCUGACAAAUAAUUCUUUAUAGAUAAUGAGGACUCUACUUUGAAGAUGACCCUAUAAAAAGAAGGAAAUUCCCAUUUGAGAAAUACUUCAAAAUACUUUGAAAGUGUAACCACAUUUACAUUUACAUUUACAUCAUCAAAAAGCAUUAUUGCAAAACAAAAUGAAGUUGAAUAAAUUUAGGAAGAGGAUGACACGCUCUUAGAAAUAAAUUAAUAGAGGGAAGAUAAAUCUGAAUUUUUUGAAAAGAUUAAUUACCAAUUUAUAAGAAAAGAGUGGUUAUUAAUUAGAAAAAACAUGCUAUAUAUUGUUCUUAAACCAAAUAAAACUUAUGAAAAAGUUAUUGAAUUUUGA